This is a messenger RNA of Fusarium venenatum, 2076 nucleotides long. Lineage: Eukaryota; Fungi; Ascomycota; Sordariomycetes; Hypocreales; Nectriaceae. The record is from RefSeq and is a predicted model, not a curated record.
AUGUCAUAUAAACGCUCCCGCGCAACCUACGAAGCCGAUUUCCAUGCACCCUUCGCAACAUUCGGCACUCCUCUCCCCGAUGACCCCGAAGCCCGAGACGAUGGCUCGUUCGUUCCAGUGUGGAAACAGGAGGUGAGGGAUGAGAGGGGAAGGAAGCGACUGCAUGGCGCGUUCACUGGAGGAUGGAGUGCAGGAUAUUUCAACACUGUUGGAUCCAAAGAAGGAUGGACUCCGUCUACAUUCGUCUCGAGUCGAAACAACCGACAAAAAGACGGCAAAGCCCAAGCACAGCAGCGACCAGAAGACUACAUGGACGAAGAGGAUCUUGCCGAUGCCGCAGAAGCUCAGAAAGUACAAACUUCUCAGGCAUUUGCUGGUCUCGGUUCUUCCGACCAGGAUACCAACGCUGGAGGAUUAAUGGGUUUGCUGAGAGCUGAAGGUGACACCAUGGGCCUGAAGUUGCUACGGCGCAUGGGCUGGAAGGACGGACAAGGCAUUGGUCCUAAGAUCCGAAGAAGUGCCCGGCUUGAUACCGAACAAAAGAAUCCCGAAACCGCCGAAACGCAUUUGUUCGCACCGGAUAAUGCUGAAAUGAUUCGAUUUGUCCGCAAGAGCGAUCGGAAAGGAUUGGGUCACGACGGCGAAGCCAGGUUGACGAGCCUCAAAGCGAUUACAGCUGCAGCCGACGACGAUGACGACGACGACAGUAAUAGCUUCGAUACCUCCAUCCAAAACACAUCUUUAUUUUCUUCACAAAAAUCGAAGACGAAACCAGCGCGCGGUGGAAUAGGAGUGGGUAUUCUAAACGACAAUGGAUCCGAUGAAGAAGACCCUUACGAGAUGGGACCCAAAAUCCGGUACAAUCGCGUCGUCGGAGGUGACAAGAAAAAGAAGAAGGCAAAGAAAGCAUCCGCUGCAAUUAAUCCUGCACUGAAAAACGCCCCUGUCUUCGUGUCUCGAUCAGCUCGAGCUGGCAAUGGUCUCGGGAGGUGUCACGAUGGGCGAUUGCCGCUUGAUGGUUUCGUACUAGCCAAAAUUACAAAGGAUUUGUGUGAUCUUCUCUUGGAGUAUGCGCCGCCUCCAGUCCCAGAAGGAUGGGUAUCGUCCAAAACAUCCUCAGACCAGGCCAAUCCUUCGGACUACAAAUCGACAGCUGAUGCCGCGAAAGCAUCCACCCAUGACGCAAAGUCGAGGGCUGCACUUCUCGGAGAAAAGAGCUUGCCAGGGAAGUCUAUCUUUGACUUUAUAAGCAGCUCGGCACGCGAUCGACUUGCUACAGCAUCUGGGAAUAAGAAUCUCCCGCAAGGCUUGGGAGAAAUACCCGAAGGCUAUGCUAUGUCAGAGGAGGAAAGACAACAGGCAGUUUGGGACCAAACGCCCAAGCUAGACCGAGACACAGCCAUCGCAGCGAUCUCACGAGGCUCAUCCGGGCCUUACGCAGACAACGAGGAGAAAAAAGCACGUUAUAGGACCUACUUGGAACACUUUGCGACAGGCAGUCAACCAUUGCCAUACAAACCUCAAGGCAUGGGUUACGAUGACUUUGCAAGAGAAUUAUCGGAAUUCCAUAAUUGUGCCAGGAUAUUUAAACCUAUGACAGGGUUUAUGGCAUCUCGCUUUACCACAGCUAAGAAGCCAUCAACCGUCUCAGCAAACGAACCCGAGGCGGACCUAUUAUCAAAGCCAGAGCACAAGGUGACUGAUCCAGCAGAAGAUGCAGCUAAGAUCGGCAUGUACGGCAAGAUGACUCGUACAGUCCAGGACUUUUACCCUACCAGAUUGCUGUGCAAACGAUUCAAUGUUAGGCCGCCAGCACAUUCUCAGCCAGAUCCACAGACGGGAACUGGUUCUGGCCCAAGAAAUCAUGAAGAUUCAAGACCUAUGGAUGAUGUCGAAAUCAAUUCGAGGUCACUGAAUGUGGAUAUCCAAAUGAUCGAGGGCGCCCCUGUAGGAACUGUGCCACCAGCUCCUGUGCCUGAACCGGCCAUUAACCCAGACAAGAACGAAGCAGUAGAAGGGAAGACAGCGCAUGAUGAAGUCCUUCGAGCAAUUUUCGGAGAUAGUGACAGCGAAUAG